AUGAAUCCCAAUCCAGUUUUACAACUUGAAUUGUACGAUCCGCCAAACAAUCUAAGCAUACCAAUUAAUUCAACUCUAUAUUUAAGAUGUCAGGUUCCUGUUGAACCCAAACAAACUGAUAGUAUCUAUGUAAUAUGGAGAUUUCGACAUUCACACAAAGAUCCAGCACCAAAUAUUUGGAGUUUCAUUCACAAGGAUGAUGAUUUAGCUAGAUGUCCGGAACCACCUAACAAAUGUGAAUUCGUUAAUCAGUACAGUGUAUUUAAUAAAUUCAAUCAAUCGCCUUUUAAUAACCCAAUUGCAGCUAAUAAAUUGUCUGCAACAAAUGAUAUUGAACUUAUUCAAAGAAGGCAGUUAUUUACAGUUACAUUAACUAAUUUACAAUCAGAUAUGAAUGGAUUAUUUCAGUGUCAGACUUUAGUAAAUUUAGAUGCAUAUGAUAAACGUGGAUACUUAAAUAUUCUAGCUCCUCCACAGCAUCCUUUGGAAAUAGUAAGAAUCGAUGAUACUAUGCCACCAGAUACUGAAAUAUUCAAUUAUUCAAAGAAUUUGGAAAAGACGUUUACUAUUAUUAGUGGAAAAUUAUAUUAUUUCAGUUGCCUUAUCACUCAUGCUAAUCCCAAACCGGUUGUAACCUGGUUUAUUCGAUAUUCUAACGACGAGAUUCGGGAACUUGUUACAUUUGAUAAUUUAAAUUAUAGUAAACAAUUAUGGAAACCAUUUUCAAAUUAUGUGGAUACACAGACAUCUGAUGUUCUAACUCAUGAAGAUGAUGGUACAUUUUUAAAAUGUUCAGCUACAAAUUCUAUGGGUUUAGCAUCUUCUGAAGAAGUGAACUUAAAUAUUGAAUAUGUGCCAAUCAUAUAUCCUUUUGAAUCUAAUCCAAUACGUGUACUAGAAACUACUUCAUUUAAACAAGUAUGUAGGAUUAAAGCAAAUCCUGCAGCUCGAAUUCAUUGGGUCGAUGAAAAUCAAAAUGUGGUUUCAAAUAACUCUUUACUUGAUACACAUUAUGUGAGCAGAAAUGGGCCAAAAAUAUACAAAUGUAUAGCUUCUAAUGUAAUCGGAGAAACUAAUCAAAAGUUGCUGAUUGAUGUAUUAUAUCCUCCUACUGUUCAUGUUCAGCCAAAAGUAACUGUUAAUGAAGGUGAAGCAUUAGAAAUAGCUUGUCGUGUUGAUGCAAAUCCAGUUGCUUCAUCAAUAUACUGGACUUAUAAUAAAUUUCCUGAUCAAACGAAUAUACGUGAUCAACCAAAUUUACAUUGGUUUCAAUCUAAGCGAAUAGAUGGUUCCGUCUUGAAAAUUCCUUAUACAUAUCCACAUCAUUCAGGACAAUAUUAUUGUCAUGCAGACGCUGAGAUUUAUAUGCCACAAGAUCUAUGGUUAUCUCAAAAUUUAUCAACUUCCAGUGAAGUAUGGUCUAUUUGGCAACAAAGAUCUAGAUCAUUUGCAGCAGUUAAUUUAACCAUAAACUACUCUCCUGGAAAACCUACUUUAACUGUAGUAUAUUCGACUAAUAAUAAAGGUGAAGAUUAUAUUAUAUUACGAUGUCAAGAAAAUUCCUCAGUACCUGGUCUACCACGUCCAACAAUUCAUUGGCUUCGUACAAUUGGAAUGAAUGAAAAAACUGAAAUUAUAAAUCAGUACUUUAAUUAUGAAUAUAAUGAACAGUCAAAAAGUUUUAUAAUUAAAUUAUAUAAUUUAAGUAUAUAUGAUUCUGGAAUCUAUAGUUGUUUUGUAAAAAAUGAACUUGGAUCAAGUCAAUUAGCAUCUGUAAAUGUUCUCAUUAAAAGUAAACCUGUUUUAAUAAAUAGACCAAAUGAAAAAAUGAUUCUUAAAUUUGAAAAUGUUCAUUUAUUAAAACAAAACACAACUCAUCAACAAGAUAACAUUGAAAAUUUCUUAGAAUACACUAUACAUAUAAUUCCUGAUAAUAAUAAUAAUAAUAAUAAUAGUAAUAAUAAUAAUAAUAUGAAUUGUACAUUUCUAUCCAGUUUAACAUCUGAUGUUCAAUGGUUAUUUCAAAGUGAUCAAACAAUAAAUGAUUUAAAUAAACAUAUAAUGAUUGAUCAAAAUCUUUUAAAACAAUGGACAAAUAAUUAUUUAAUUAAAAAUAAAUUUGGUUUAUGGAAAAUUAUAACAUCAUUAAAUUUUCAAUUCAAUUCAAUUAUAUUAUAUAUAAAGAAUUCAUUCAAUAAAAUAAUGAAUCAAUUAAAUCAUGAAUAUCCUAAUCAAUUCAUUCCAUAUAAUUGGGAUUAUUAUGUAUUAAAACAAUUCAUUGAAUUUUUAAUUAUUCUUCAAUUUCAAGGUAAUUAUUUAUGUGAAUUAACAAAUUCAAUAGGAAUUGAACAUGGAUUAAUUAAUUUAAUGGUACAAAGUGAGUAG
Molecule: messenger RNA, 2385 nt
Organism: Schistosoma haematobium
Lineage: Eukaryota; Metazoa; Platyhelminthes; Trematoda; Strigeidida; Schistosomatidae
Product: CD80-like C2-set immunoglobulin domain
Exons: 8
Coding region: 1-2385 (794 amino acids)
Biological process (GO): cell-cell adhesion
Cellular component (GO): cell-cell junction
Molecular function (GO): cell adhesion molecule binding
Source: RefSeq, a predicted model, not a curated record